AUGAGCGACAUGAUCAAGGAAGAGCAGACGAUCGCCGGACAGGAGCAUGCCGAAGGCAGCGAGGACUCCAGUUCGGCAAUUCGCAGACGCUCUUCGUUCGAGGGCCGUGAAUCAAAGAGACAGCGUCAGUCACUGCUUUUGCAACUCCUCCCAUCGCAGCAACAACCGCAACCAUCAACACACGCCCGCGCAACUCCCUACCUCCACCUGCACCGUCCCCUUCCAACACGCACACUUGUUGCUGCUCAACCGUCACACAGUGUUUCCUCGAGAAGUUCUUCCAACAAGAACCUCGCCAUGGCUGACAUCAAAUCUGAACCUCAAGGCACCCAGAGUCUCCCACCUCCUUCUCUGCCUCAGCUCGUAGCCGAGCAGCACGUUCCCAUUCCUUCGAGCGACAAGGACUCACAGCGUCUCAUUGUCGUGCUCUCCAAUGCUAGUCUCGAGACCUACAAGGCCUCGUCGGGUGGCCGCGGUGGUGCCAAGGACGACAAGUACUCGCUGCUCAACAGCGACGAGCACAUUGGUGUCAUGCGCAAGAUGAACCGCGACAUCUCGGAUGCCCGUCCCGACAUCACCCACCAGGUAGCCGACUUUUUUCUCUUUUCGUCGCUUCCCUCCCCUAACCAAUGCNNGCAGUGUCUCCUUACCCUGCUCGACUCGCCUCUCAACAAGGCCGGCAAACUCCAAAUCUACAUUCACACAGCCAAGGGUGUCUUGAUCGAAGUCAGCCCCACAGUCCGCAUCCCCCGUACCUUUAAACGUUUCGCCGGUUUGAUGGUUCAGCUCCUCCACAGACUGUCCAUCCGUUCUACAACAUCGCAGGAGAAGCUGUUGAAGGUCAUCAAGAACCCCAUCACCGAUCACCUUCCUCCCAACUGUCGCAAGGUCACUUUGAGUUUCGACGCUUCCGUCGUUCGUGUGAGCGACUACAUUGCCGAUCUCAAGCCCAAGGAGAGCAUCUGCGUCUUCGUCGGUGCAAUGGCCAAGGGUAACGACACUUUCGCCGACGAGUUCAAGGACGACUCGAUCAGUAUUAGCAACUUCAGCUUGAGUGCCAGUGUUGCCUGCAGCAGAUUCUGCCACGCUGCCGAAGAAGUCUGGGACGUCAUUUAG
Messenger RNA from Aureobasidium uvarum, 1116 nucleotides. The record is from the annotation of a GenBank genome assembly. NCBI's taxonomy places the organism in Eukaryota, Fungi, Ascomycota, Dothideomycetes, Dothideales, Saccotheciaceae.